UGUAGUUCAUUUGACCUCAUACUGGAGAAUCCAUUUGCUGUUAUUAGCUAGGCUAAGCUUAUGAAAGUUGUGUAAUAGGAAAACAAGGGACGCAGCUACCUGGACGAUUUGCUUUAUUACGUUUUAUAGAGGAUCCGUCCUCCUACCUCUACCAUUAAAAUCUAUAUUGAACAUUUUUUUUGACAAAAAUGUUUUCACUCCCGACCUCCUUUCAGCCCCAGCAGAUGAUCGUACCCCUCAGUCAGCUUAUCAAUGCCCUCCACUCUCUGAAGAACUCAGCCACUGCUUCAGUCCAAACCCUGCACAAAGACUUCAUUCCAGACCAUAGUUCAUUUCCCAAUGAGCCCAGCGUGAGUUUAAGGGAUCUUGGCCUUUCUGACAUCAGUGUGAGCCAGCUGGAUGAGCUGGUCAGCAGGUUACUGCCUGCACCCGGACCACAGGAGUUCCCUACAGUUCCUUCAGUAUGGCGAACGAGUCACAUUUCCACAGGCAGCUUCUUUCACAACAAGCAUGGAUUUUCACACAGAAGAUUAGGGGGGUUCUCUUCAUCUAUAUUUCACAGACAAUACCACAGUCCCCUCAAAGAAGUUAGCACACAGCUGCAAUUUUUACCUGUCUGGAUGCAAAGUCGGGGAUUCAAGACCCUUAGAACAAAGACCAGACGAAUAGAGUCUGGUUAUAAUGGUCCAGUGGACUCUGAGGCCUACACACCAACCUUCAUAAAGGGUUUACUGGAGAGAGAAAAGGUACCAGAGGUGCAGUCGCUGGAUGAAGUGGUAAAACAAAGGAACCUUCCUGAAAACCAGCAAGAGGCCUUUAAAUUGGGUUUCACUGAGGGGUUCAUUAGGUCUCAGGCCUUUACUCGGAGAUCAAAAGGCGUACUGAGGAGGUUAAUCCUGAUGGUCCUCCUCCUUGUUGGUAUUUAUGGUUUGUCGAGAGCCUCAUUUUUCUCGGGUAAAGGCUCAUUUUCUGAUGCUGUGAGGUUUCGCACCACAUCUGGUUUUCACACAGCUGUUGAUCCCAUCCAGAUGAAGAAUGUGACGUUUGAACAUGUGAAAGGAGUGGAUGAGGCUAAGAGUGAACUACAAGAUGUUGUUGAGUUUCUAAAGAACCCACAGAAGUUCACAGUUUUGGGUGGAAAGCUGCCUAAGGGCAUCCUCCUCGUCGGUCCACCAGGCACAGGAAAGACUCUCUUGGCACGAGCUGUGGCCGGGGAGGCCGACGUGCCUUUCUACUAUGCCUCUGGAUCAGAGUUCGAUGAGAUGUUUGUGGGUGUUGGUGCAAGUCGCAUCAGGAACCUUUUCAAAGAGGCAAAAGCUAAUGCUCCCUGUGUCAUUUUCAUCGAUGAGCUGGACAGUGUUGGCGGAAAGAGAAUUGAGUCUCCUAUGCACCCUUACUCCAGACAAACCAUCAACCAGCUGUUGGCUGAAAUGGAUGGGUUUAAACCAAAUGAAGGGGUCAUCGUUAUUGGUGCUACCAAUUUUGCUGAGGCCCUAGAUAAUGCCCUAGUAAGGCCAGGGAGGUUUGACAUGCAGGUGACGGUCCCUCGUCCAGAUGUGAAGGGACGCACUGAAAUUAUCAACUGGUACCUUUCGAAGAUCAAAGUGGAUCCUGCCGUGGAAGCGGAGAUUAUUGCCCGGGGCACAGUGGGCUUCUCAGGUGCAGAUCUCGAGAACCUGGUCAACCAAGCAGCUCUGAAGGCAGCUGUGGACGAGAAGGAGAUGGUCACAAUGAAGGAUCUGGAGUUUGCUAAGGACAAGAUCCUCAUGGGCCCUGAGAGAAGAAGUGUUGAAAUAGACAAAAAGAAUAAGACCAUAACAGCCUACCAUGAGUCCGGUCAUGCCAUUGUUGCCUAUUACACCAAAGAUGCAAUGCAAAUUAAUAAGGCCACGAUCAUGCCGCGAGGUCCAAGUCUAGGCCAUGUGUCCUUGCUCCCUGAGAACGACCGCUGGAGUGAGACACGAGCCCAGCUGCUGGCUCAGAUGGAUGUCAGCAUGGGAGGUCGGGUAGCAGAGGAGCUCAUCUUUGGAAAUGACUACAUCACCACUGGAGCCUCCAGUGACUUUGAUGGCGCAACCAAGAUAGCUAAAUUGAUGGUGACCAGGUUUGGCAUGAGUAACAAGCUUGGAGUCAUGACCUAUGGUGACAUAACCAAGCAGAGUCCAGAGACGCAAGCUGCUAUUGAACAGGAAGUCAGGGCUUUACUAAAGGAUUCUUAUGAACGUGCUAAAAACAUCCUGAAGACCUACAGUAAUGAGCACAAGAAGUUGGCUGAUGCCCUGCUAAGAUAUGAAACCCUGGAUGCUAAAGAGAUCAAGAUGGUGCUGGAGGGCAAAUCCUUGGACCAAUAGAUACCUCAGUAGUAUUUUCACCUUGUCAUGUGUAUAUAAACAACUGUGCAAUGGAGCACAGGCCUUCUGGAGGCCCUCUAUUUUAUUCGUAAAAUUAUUGUUUUAUUGAUGACCCUGAACUUGUCCCGUCUACAACCUACAUGUUUUAUUUAAUAAUUCUGAGUUCUUUUUUUCACUUACUUUAAAGAUGUAAGAUGUCACAUCCAAUUUAAAGCACUUCAGGCUAAUUGGAUUGAAAAAAAUACCUGUUCUCCAGCACAUUAGUUAUUCGAAAGUACAAACAGAUUUUGAUUAAGUACGUCUGAACUUUGAUCAUGGCUAAUUUUAAACUUGGACAUACUGGUGAACACCAUAAGACCUUAAGAUACCUUAGUCUAGAAUGUACCGUUUGGCUGUAGCGAUGUUACCAACCAUUACAAACUGUUGUUUGUUCUUAUUUAUUUAAGUGCCCAAAGGUUUGCUCUGUUUUUCUGAAAUGAGUAAUGGGUGAUUGUGCCCUACUUUAAGCUCACCUGUGACUGAUACAUGGGGGAAAUGUACAUGAUGUAAAAGGCUUGUGGAAGAAUUGUGCUUCCGUUUGUUCUUUCAAACAAAGGCAUUGUUGAAGCUCAAAUAAAGGCGCUUAUUAAAGGUAA
Messenger RNA from Betta splendens (Siamese fighting fish), 2986 nucleotides. RefSeq names its product ATP-dependent zinc metalloprotease YME1L1-like. The record is from RefSeq and is a predicted model, not a curated record. Lineage: Eukaryota; Metazoa; Chordata; Actinopteri; Anabantiformes; Osphronemidae. Gene Ontology annotation, biological process: protein quality control for misfolded or incompletely synthesized proteins; mitochondrion organization. Gene Ontology annotation, molecular function: metalloendopeptidase activity; ATP-dependent peptidase activity; ATP binding. Bases 189 to 2351 code for a protein of 720 amino acids. Gene Ontology annotation, cellular component: mitochondrial inner membrane. The transcript is spliced from 18 exons.